Messenger RNA from Dermacentor silvarum, 3662 nucleotides. RefSeq names its product eukaryotic translation initiation factor 4E type 3. The transcript is spliced from 6 exons. Lineage: Eukaryota; Metazoa; Arthropoda; Arachnida; Ixodida; Ixodidae. The record is from RefSeq and is a predicted model, not a curated record. Gene Ontology annotation, cellular component: eukaryotic translation initiation factor 4F complex. The coding region runs from base 29 to 667 and encodes 212 amino acids. Gene Ontology annotation, molecular function: translation initiation factor activity; RNA 7-methylguanosine cap binding. Gene Ontology annotation, biological process: translational initiation.
UGCGUCUGCUUUGGCGGCUCUGCGCAAAAUGGCAGACGCGGAGACCGACAGUCGCCGAUCCGUUGAUGACCGCUGCGACGUUAAGCCAGCAGCAAUACCGGAUGACGGUGCCGAAGGCGUCCCGCUGCAAACCGAGUGGACCUUCUGGCUCGACAAAAUAGAGGGGCGAGGUAUCUCAGCUGCAGAGUACACGGCCAGUCUCAAGAAAAUCUACACUGUGAACACUGUGCAGGGUUUCUGGGCAGUGCUGCACCACAUUCCAGAUGUGUGUGAGCUCGGCAUGCGACACACGUACCACCUGAUGCGGGGACAGCGGCGGCCCCUUUGGGAGGACCCGGAAAACCAGCGUGGGGGCACCUGGCGCAUCCGAUGCCACAAGAAGCACACGCCAGUGGUAUGGAAGGAGCUUAUAUUGGCUGCCAUCGGAGAACAGUUCGCAGAAGAUGUGCGGCCAGGAGACGACAUAUGCGGGGUGUCUGUGUGUGUAAGAGAGAAGGAUGACAUAGUGCAACUGUGGAAUGCUGACGCACGUCUCAGCGAAGGUGCUACGGUGCUGGCCCGUGUUCACGCCCUCCUGCCCCAAGGCGUCAAUCCAAUUGGCGAGUUCUACAAACCUCACCAGUCCAGGUUGGCAUUUGAAGGGGGUCACAAGAAGAUGUCCCGCUAGUCAGUAGAGCAGCUACAAUCCACAGGGUCCCAUUGGUCAUGCCAAGUGCCCAUGGCUCACCAGUUUGGAAGACUGAGCAUGGCAGCCAGCGACCUUGUUUCUUUUUCGUAUCCACCUCUGUAUAUGUUCUUUAUUGACUAUCUUUGCUAGCUGAUGUUAUCGCCUGUAAUUAGGUGAAAUAAUGGGACUUCCAAUUCUUUGAGUCUAGGUGUUGUCACCAAAACUGGUGCUUCAUCAUUCACGAUGACCGAAGAACAAAGAUAUUGGCUGUGCUAUUUGUUAUGCACCAUGCUUUUCCUUUUUUCUUAGUUUUUAAAAACUGCAAGUUCCAAGAUAUUUCAGUGAAUGGCUUCUUGUUUAGCCACAAGUGAUAUAGAAGGUCAUAUCACCGGCACGUCCUGAAGGGCUAAGGCCUGAAUAAAAGGCAUGGCACUAUGAUUAUUGUUUACCAUGGGCUUCAUUGCAGUGGUUUUGUACUUAUGUAAAUGUGUUGCUCUCUUAGGGCUACAGUUGAAUUUUCUUAAUGCUUCUUUUUAUCCGUGGGAUGUUGCUUUACAUUUGGAAGCUCAAGCACUGGAUUUGGCACAAUGUUGUUUCUGAAUUGGGUAUUUUAUAGGAGGUUGGUAGCAGGAUUGGUGCAUCUUACUGUGGUGGUUGGACAGCCUUCUCAUCAUUUGAGAGCCUUCAUGGGAAAGUGAACAUUACCAUUGUGAUAGAAAAGGCACAAGUAGCCUUGGUGAUUAUGUCAUUCGAGUUAGAGCUGGAAUUGAAUGUUUCAUUGACUUUGUGAAGGAUCUUAUUGAUGGCUGAUUUAAUAUAAUUUCACUGAAGCAGUGUGUUGAGCCAAAUUGAUUAGCGUAAGCACGAGUCAUUUUUAAUAAGACAUGCUUUAGCAACUGACGCAGUGAUGUGCCACAAAAAUUAAUUUGAAUGUCUUUGUCUUGAAGCACCUUGCAUGCAGGUAUCACACACUGGUGUACUUGUGAAGUAUAUCUUUAGUUGCAAAUCUUUGAUGAUGUCAACAGUAUGUUGUUCGUAUGCAUACUGCCUUGUCACUCAGCUCUUUCUUUCGAUCUCGUUGAAUAGCAGCUUGGUGAGGCAGUUUACGAACAUUUAGCAGCCACACAAAUGUCCAUUCAGGAAGCUCCAGAAUCAGUGAUAUGAUCAAUGCUUCAUCUGUUGAGGAAUCUUGUUAGCAUGACAAUCUCUUUUAUUUUAGCAACAGCAUUAAGCAGUUUCAAAAACAGUGAUCGCGGUUUUAAUUUUACAGAAUGCAACAUGCCUUCUGCUUUUUACUUUGCUGACAAAAGGGAGGGGAAAACAAGGGUCACUUAAAUGAGAAGCACCUAAGAUGUCACACUGCUCACGUGUCUGGCAACUUGUGUUAGCUUAUGCCAAGUGCUUGUUUUUUUCUUUUUUCCUGGUGAAUAAUUACAAAUAUUUGUUACUCUAUGCACAGCUUAGGCUGUAGCUGUGCCUGAUGAGUGUGUGCUUUCGGGCAUUUGGGACGACUUCCACCACCAAAGUGACACUUGAGCCAUGCAGGAGGUGACCCACAAAAAUAAUAUCCUCAUGAGCAAUUGCUUUUAGCUGACCAUAAUGCCAUGAAUUAGUGCCGUGCAGUUUGCACUUUGGCACUAAUUUGCAUGCGUUAAGCAUCUGCAGUCUUUGACUCUCUAUGCAGGUAAAAUUCCAACUGUGCAUUGUCUUGCCACCUGUAGUGCCUUGAAUAAAACCGAGAAAGUCUGUUAAUUCAGGAAGAAAGAUUUUAUGAAAGGAUACAGUGUAUCUUUAGGUCAUUGUCUGUUACUGCCUUGAAUUAUCAUGAUAACCAACUGGCUCUGCGAAAUGGCUGGAAAUUUUUGCAAGCUGCAAGUUCUUAGGCAAUUGUGCACUAACUCAAAUGUAAUUAUUGGACAUUGUCGAUACCUCUUCUUUUGCUACAAAUUGUGGUGAUUAUUGUAGUAAACAAGAUCUACUGUUGAAUUCGAGGGAGACAAGCUGCUGAUUCGACUACAUUUGGCCAUCUCCAUCUUAGUUCCCCUUCAGAAAAAGCAGACUGGCUUACCUUGCUUUGCUGGUGUCACUGACUACAGGAAGGCCGUCUGCUCUGCAUUAUAAAUCAAGCUUCUUUAGCUGAUGACUUUAACAUUUUCCUUCCCUUUAUAAAAUAGUCUUCUGAAAUUUACUAUAAACCUGCAAUAAAGAUUGUGAUAAGCCAGUAUCAACUUUAGCUAACUUUAAUUAUGGCUAGCUGCAAGCUGGUUAUAGUACCUGUGUGACCUAAGCUGAAGUCAUGGACUUAUUUGUGACUGCUAGAAAUUGGCCUUUGAAGGUGCUGUAGUUGCAAAACUGUUGUAUUCUUUUCAGCCCUCUUUUGCUGUGCGACAACCUUCUGAUCGUAGCCACUGGAGUAGAUUUUUUGUUCUCUGAAGCAUGUGUAAGAUGUGCUGACGAGUGUUUCAUCAGCCAUAUAUAUAUCGGAGAGUACAAAGUAUGCAAGAGAUUCAAGUGAUGCUCAUGGCUUCCUAAAGUGUUUGACUGAACAUUGUGUUUGUAUAUAGACAAGCAUGUUCCUCCAAUGCUACUGUAAUGCAUAUUUCCUGGCCCACGAGUUUUGGGCAUGUAUAUUCUUGCAAAUUCUGUACAGACUUAAAUACAUCAUUAUGAAAGUUAACUAGAAAUGUUACGCUGACGGCAGUAAGUGACAGUAUUUUCUUUGGAAGUGUUUUUCGUCAGGAUAGAAACGAAUAAAUGAUGUUCUAAAAAAAUACAUUUGUUAUUCCUUUGGGGGAAUAAAUAGAACUAAAGGUUCGCAGUGUGAUAAUCAUCAGAUCGUAGGGAAAAUUCUGAAAGUGUUCAUUCAAUUUUACGGCAUAUAAUUAAAGAAAAUUGUAUGUGCCAUUGGUAAUUUACAAAUAAUUUUUAUUUGCUUAUUUCUAUUGCUAUUUGUUAUUUGAUUAUUUCUGUUGAUUAAAAUCAUGCUUUUACUGUA